Plasmodium cynomolgi strain B is the source of this 1386-nucleotide messenger RNA. RefSeq lists its product as hypothetical. Bases 1 to 1386 code for a protein of 461 amino acids. NCBI's taxonomy places the organism in Eukaryota, Apicomplexa, Aconoidasida, Haemosporida, Plasmodiidae. The transcript is spliced from 4 exons. The record is from RefSeq and is a predicted model, not a curated record.
AUGGAGGAAAGCUUGUUCAUAAAUCUCGAUGGAAAUAACAACCUCCUGGAUUUGAUUAAAAAAUAUCAACAGAGGAUGAAAGGAGAAAACCCCAACUACGUGGAUUUCUCAGGAGAGUGUCAACAGGAGACACACCAAUUAGGGGGUGGGAAAAAAAAAGAGAGAGAUGAUUUUAAAAAUAAUUAUGCGAUAGACUUUGUACCUUCUGCUGUACAUGGAAAGAAGAGCUGUCCUAAUUUGGGUCCCCGGGGGGGGAAUCCUUCGAGGACUAAAGCUGUGCACGCAGCAGAGUGGGUGAAGCGGGAGGGGGUGAAGAAGGAGGCGAUGAAGAAGACCACGAACCGGACGACAGAGGGACUCCCUCGGGGGGCAGGGCUUAAACUUCAAAGGGGCCGUGCUCUCCUUGGUAGGCCAAACUUGGCUGCAGGGAACCGCAGCAGCUGUAGUAGUGACACCCGAAAAAAAGGAGCGCGUCCAACACAUGGUGGAGACUGUUCUGUCCUCCCCACGCAGGAGGCGGCACACGAAAAUGAAAAAAAUGAGCAGCAAGGGAAAUUAAAAAAAAGUGAAAUCAACCUUAAAAAUAAGUCUAGCGUCAAAGAAAAAAUUUUAGAUAAUCGUACAUUUGAAGAGAAGCUCGUUCAUGUUGAAAGAAGCGUCUCUCCGCAACGAGUGAAGGAGGAGUUUCUAAACGGAAGCGACAUCAAAACGAAGGAACUUGAGCCACCAAAUGGAUGGAGUACCCUUGGGAGCAGUUCACUUUGCAUGUCCCAUUUGGAUACCAUAAGCAAAUCAAAACACAAAAUUAAUGCCAUGAAAAGCGGAAAAAUGUUCCUAUGUUCCAGUGAGAGUAAGGCACCACGUGAGGAGUACCUCCUCCGUGAGGUUCGACUCAAAAAAGGGGCAGAGAUGCGGCUCACGCCGAGCAUUAAGACGGACCUUUUGGAAAACUGCGCGGCGGUUUUUGCCUUUGUGAGGAGCCAGCUUAGGAGGGUAAACUCGGCACUCACGGGGGGCCGCUCAACCGGGGGGUGCCGCUCAACCGGGGGGAGCCGCUCAACCGGGACCACCUCCCCAACGAAAUUUGCAACCAAAAAAGGGGAGAGCGUCCAACGUGAUUAUCUGCGACGUUUGCGAAGAAACGUCAAGAAAAAUCUGGAGGAGCUGCGAAGAACGAGCAUCGUGGCAUUCAUCCUUUCGGUCCUCCCUGAAAAAGGCAGCUCCUCUUGCACGCCGACCUGCAGCGUAAAGCGAGUGGGGAGGCCACACAUGCCCGCCAUGCGAGUAGGAGGUCAGCACAUACCCGUCAUGCGAGUAGGAAGGCCGCAAAUACCCGUCAUGCGAGUAGGAAGGCCGCAAAUACCCGUCAUGCGAAAAAAUCCCUGA